UCUUAACUGAUCAACAUGGAUAUAAGGAAUUAUCGAGGAAGUGAGUGCCCAGCAGAUUGAAACUGUCUAAAACUGUGCUGUUAAUGUUGGAUCUGAAUCUGUCAGAAUGCUGAAGAUACAAGACAGCAUAGAUACAGGAUGCCUGUUCCUGCUCAUCUUUUUUACUUUUCACAUCUACUUUGGAAACACUGAGGAUGUAUCGACAGCUGUUUUGACUCUUGAGCCAAACAGAACAACAAUCUUCCAAGGAGAGACUGUCCACCUUAACUGCAGCGUAAAAGGACAGAACAGCUAUGACAGGUGGUACAAAUUGCAGAGAAGGAAUUCUUAUGGCUACUUUACUGAUGUGACUUCAUGGGUUCAGAGAAGCAUAUUUGAGAUUCAUCAUGCAAAAGAUGGUGGGAUCUACCGCUGCAUUGCAGAUAGUCUUCAGAGCAAUGUUCUCAAUCUAACUGUUUCAGGUCUUCCUAAAGCUAAACUAACUGUCGAGCCAGAGGUCUGUGUGUUCAUUGGUGAGACGGUCACUCUGAUUUGUGAGAUAGAGUCUCACCGUGGCUGGACAUACAAGUGGUAUAAAGGCCUAAAUCCCAAUCCGGUGUCUGAGUCUGAAGGAAACACCUUCACCAUCAGUGGAGCUGGUUACUCUGAUGAGGGCCAGUUCUGGUGUCGGGGGGAAAGGAGAGACAGACCCACAGCAUCAGAGACCAGUGGAAUCAUUGUUCUUGUUGUCCAAGGUCUGCCUGUGACAAUGCUAACCGUAGAGCCACAGAGUCCUGUGUUCACUGGAGAAACUGUCACUUUCAAGUGCACAAUAUACCAUUUUGAUGGCUGGACGUAUAAGUGGCACAAAGCCCCCAGUUCAAAUCCUGUGUUUGAGUCAAAUGGAAACACCUUCACCAUCAGAGGAGCUGCUGAAUCUGAUAAGGGCCAGUACUGGUGUCAGGGGGAGAGGAGAGAUAGACCCACAAUAUCAUACCCCAGUGGAUCAGUGAUUCUCAAAGUGAUGGGUUCUCCGCCCAAACCUACACUCUCUCUCAAGGGCUCUGCACCAGUUCUCACUGGAAACUAUGUCUUGCUGACCUGUGAAUUGCAGUCUGCUGGGUGGCUCUUCUACUAUUACAAAACCACACUGGACUCACAGCAUGUUAGUGUGUCUGAAAUAAACUCCUACAGCAUCAACUCUGUUAAAGUAUCUGAUGGAGGACAGUACUGGUGCAGAGCUGGGAGAGGAGACCCAGUCUUCUAUACUCAAUAUAGUGAUGCAUUGUGGGUAAAUGUCACUGAGAGACCAAAAGCUGUUGUGAGUUUGGAGCUUAAUUGGACACAAAUCUUCCGUGGAGAGACAGUCACCCUACGGUGUAACAUCCAGACAGAGGAAAACCAUGACUGGGAGUACAGCUGGUACAGGAAUGGGAUUCUUUGGUCUGUAAAUCAUCUCUAUACUUUCACCGCUACUUAUGUAUCCAAAGACAACUACACAUGCAGGGGACAACAAAAAAACAACCAAAUGGUGUCAGACUUUAGUGAAGCUUUUACUUUGAAUGUGAUUGAAAAACCAAAGCCAGUUCUUAGAGGACCUCCACAGACCUGGCUGACUGAAGGAGACUCAGUGACUCUGAGCUGUGAGGUUAGAGGCUCCACUACAGGCUGGAGAUUCCACUGGUACAGAUAUGUUUCUUUUAGAAACAGAUUACCCACUGUUACAUAUGGAGGCACAACAUACUAUCUAGAGCUUCUCUCUAAUGGUGAGAGAGAAACUGGAGGCUCCUACACUCUCAGCCCUGCUGCUCUUAGACACACAGGGGUUUAUGUGUGCAGAGCAGAGAGAGGAGAGCCAGCCUAUCACACAGAGUUCAGCGAUCCUCAGCCUCUUUUUAUCACAGGUGUUCCUUCAGCCUCCUUGGUGAUUAAACCCAAUAGAACUCAGCACUUCACAGGUGACUCUCUCUCCCUAAGCUGUGAGGUGCAGGGCAACUCUACUGGAUGGAGACUGAGGUGGUUUACCAAGAAACCGGAAAUAUCACAGUGUCCAUAUUCGUGGACAGCAGCAUCGGGUCCUCGAUGUCAUACUGUCUUGUACUCAUAUGACAGCGGCGUGUACUGGUGUCAGUCAGACAACAGCAAGUACAGUCACAUUGUCAACAUAACCGUGCACAAUGGGCCUGUGAUCAUUGACAGCCCUGCCUACCCAGUGACUGAGGGAGAUCCUUUGAGUCUGCGCUGUGUGUAUCGCUCUCAGCCAGCUGACUUCCACGCUAAUUUCUUUAAAGACAGCUUGCCUUUGAAAAACCAUACAAGUGGAGAAAUGACCAUCACUGCUGUCUCAAGGAAGGAUGAGGGCUACUACCAAUGUGACAACACACAAGGAAUAUCACUUACGGCCUAUGUUACAGUUAAAGCCUCAUUCUCAGAGCCUGGGUCCUCCCACGUGCUAGUCGCUGUGUCUGUGGUACUGGUGACUCUCUUAAUUUUGGUUAUCAUGCUGGCCCUGCUGUUUUGCUCCAAAAAAGUCAAGGGUUUGCAUGAUCAUACAACUUUUGCUCAUCAAGAUCAGAGUCUUAAUGACCAAACUCAACACCUGAAUCAGCAAGGAUGUACUCAUCUGGAGAGUGACAUAACACAUGUGUAUGACACAGUCAACAUGCAAAAUGGAGGAGAAGAUGAGGAUACAACAGGAUCUACAACUGAUUUGACAUAUGCUCAACUUGAACUGAAACCGAUAAAAAAUAAGCAGAAAAUCAACAGUGAUGAACAUGUGCCCAGUGAUGUGAUCUACGCUAAGGUUAACAUUACAGCAAGGAAGCCAAAAAAUAAAGGGGAAGAUCAGCCACCAAAUGGCGAUGUGACAUACGCUACAGUCAAUGUUAAAGCAAAGGAGCUUAGUACAAAAGAUCACUGAAGCUGGACCAUCGUGUCAUUCAGGGUUUGAAAACCAGAAGAUUUUGAUGAAUGUCAGCAUUACUUUCAAAAAGUAUAAAGUGUGCCGAAAUGUAAUGCUACCAUGCAUGUUACUUUAAGAGAAGCCACAAAGUAUUGUAAGCACACACACACACAUUCUCUCUCUCUCUCACUCUAUUUCUCUCUCUUACACACACACACACACACACACAUACACAAAACUGAAUAGUUUUGAGAA
Molecule: messenger RNA, 3136 nt
Organism: Alosa alosa (allis shad)
Lineage: Eukaryota; Metazoa; Chordata; Actinopteri; Clupeiformes; Clupeidae
Product: basement membrane-specific heparan sulfate proteoglycan core protein-like
Exons: 19
Coding region: 107-2899 (930 amino acids)
Biological process (GO): cell surface receptor signaling pathway
Molecular function (GO): transmembrane signaling receptor activity
Source: RefSeq, a predicted model, not a curated record